Molecule: messenger RNA, 1484 nt
Organism: Drosophila mojavensis
Lineage: Eukaryota; Metazoa; Arthropoda; Insecta; Diptera; Drosophilidae
Gene: RpL3
Product: 60S ribosomal protein L3
Exons: 6
Coding region: 97-1344 (415 amino acids)
Biological process (GO): translation; ribosomal large subunit assembly
Cellular component (GO): ribosome; cytosolic large ribosomal subunit
Molecular function (GO): RNA binding; structural constituent of ribosome
Source: RefSeq, a predicted model, not a curated record
AGUUGGCAGCACUACAAACAGCAAGCGUAGCCGACUUUGCGUUUCGAAGAUUCAUUUCCUUUCUUUCUAUUUCAGCGUCUGAAUUGAACGGACGUCAUGUCGCAUCGUAAGUUUUCUGCACCUCGUCAUGGCUCUAUGGCCUUCUACCCCAAGAAGCGCUCAUCCCGCCAUCGUGGCAAGGUUAAGGCUUUCCCCAAAGAUGAUGCCACCAAGCCAGUGCAUCUGACUUGCUUCAUCGGCUACAAAGCCGGUAUGACUCACAUUGUGCGUGAGGCCGAUCGCCCUGGAUCAAAGAUCAACAAGAAGGAGGUCGUCGAGGCUGUCACCAUUUUGGAGACACCGCCAAUGAUUGCUGUUGGCGCUGUCGGCUACAUUGAGACUCCAUUCGGCCUGCGUGCUUUGGUCAAUGUCUGGGCCCAGCAUCUGUCCGAGGAGUGCCGUCGCCGCUUCUACAAGAACUGGUACAAGAGUGAGAAGAAGAAGGCUUUCACCAAGGCCAGCAAGAAGUGGACCGAUGACUUGGGCAAGAAGAGCAUCGAGAACGAUUUCCGCAAGAUGUUGCGCUACUGCAAGGUCAUCCGUGUGAUUGCCCAUUCGCAGAUCCGCCUGAUUAAGCAACGUCAAAAGAAGGCCCACAUCAUGGAGAUCCAGCUGAACGGUGGCUCCAUUGAGGAUAAGGUCAAGUGGGUGCGCGAGCACCUUGAGAAGCCCAUCCAGGUCAGCAAUGUGUUUGGCCAGGAUGAGAUGGUCGAUUGUGUGGGCGUGACCAAGGGCAAAGGAUUCAAGGGUGUCACCUCGCGUUGGCACACCAAGAAACUGCCCCGCAAGACGCACAAGGGUCUGCGCAAGGUCGCCUGUAUCGGUGCCUGGCAUCCAUCCCGUGUGUCCACAACUGUGGCACGUGCUGGUCAGAAGGGCUACCAUCAUCGUACCGAGAUCAACAAAAAAAUCUACCGCAUCGGUGCUGGCAUUCACACCCAGGAUGGCAAGGUCAUCAAGAACAACGCUUCCACGGAGUACGAUUUGACCGACAAGAGCAUUACUCCCAUGGGUGGCUUCCCCCACUACGGUGAGGUCAACAACGACUUCGUCAUGAUUAAGGGUUGCUGCAUUGGCUCCAAGAAGCGCGUCAUCACUCUGCGCAAGUCGUUGCUGCGCCACACCAAACGUUCGGCGCUGGAACAGAUUAAGCUGAAGUUUAUCGACACCUCAUCCAAGAUGGGUCAUGGUCGAUUCCAGACCCCUGCCGACAAGUUGGCCUUCAUGGGUCCACUCAAGAAGGAUCGCCUCAAGGAGGAGGCAGCUGCUACCACCGCUGCUGCUGCCGCCGCUUCUACCGCCUAAACAUUUAUCCAUAUUUUGUAUCGAUCAAUCAAUACAAGAUAAGAUCCGUUUACUCGGUGUUUUAUGUGUUGACUUCUGCCGUCUCCGUCACGGCACGGUUGGCUCAAUAAAAGAUGACCUUAUAAAAACAAAAACAAAAA